Eriocheir sinensis (Chinese mitten crab) is the source of this 669-nucleotide messenger RNA. RefSeq names its product antifreeze protein Maxi-like. NCBI's taxonomy places the organism in Eukaryota, Metazoa, Arthropoda, Malacostraca, Decapoda, Varunidae. Bases 1 to 669 code for a protein of 222 amino acids. The record is from RefSeq and is a predicted model, not a curated record. The transcript has a single exon.
AUGUCCGCCGCCGCCGAAUCCGCCGCCGCCGAAGCCGCCGCCGCCAUGGCCGCCGCCGAAACCUCCCUUGCCGCCGCCGAAACCACCGCCGAAGCCGCCGCCGCCAUAGCCUCCGCCGAAACCUCCCUUGCCGCCGCCGACACCACCGCCGCCGAUGCCGCCGCCGCCGAAUCCACCGCCACCAUAACUUCUUCCACCGCCGAAUCCGCCGCCGCCAAAUCCACCCUUGCCGCCUCCAAAACCGCCGCCGCCAAAGCCGCCCUUUCCUCCGCCAAAUCCGCCGCCGCCGAAGCCGCCGCCGCCAAAGCCGCCCUUUCCUCCACCAAAUCCGCCGCCGCCAAAACCGCCCUUUCCUCCGCCAAAUCCGCCGCCGCCGCCGCCGCGGCCGAAGCCACCUCCUCCGCCACCGCGGCCGUAGCCGCCGCCGGCGCUGACGCAGGCCACGCCGAGGAGCAGGGCGAGGGACAGGAUGGCGAUAGAGUGUUUCAGCUGCAACGACAAACACACACGGCGUUAGUACUGACACACGGGAACAACAACAAUAUCAGCAACAACAGUAUGAGCAUUAACGCUUACAAAAAUAACCAUACAACAACAGUCAUGUUUUCAUGGCCUCUCGUCCCCCUGACGGUGAGCAGCUCAGGCCUGGAGGCUCGCCCUAAUACCUGA